AUGAAUAGAUCUGAAAAUUUUUCGAUAUGUUAUGAUGGUGCUUCAAGAGGUAAUCCAAGAGAUGCAGGGUAUGGAUAUAUAUGCAGGAAUUGGGAUGAAGAGUAUAUGUAUGCAAUGUCUGGUGGUUUAGGGAUAGCCACUAACUAUAUGGCAGAAAUUGUUGCAGUUUUAUGUGCAGGAGAGUGGGCAGUUUCUAAUAACUUCAUUAAAGUUUGGUUUCAAACUGAUUCCCAAUCUGUAAUGAAAGCAUUUCAAACAGAUUCAGUUCCAUGGUGGAGCAUAACAAGAUGGAACAAGAUUAAAAGUUCUCUUCAAGACUGGCAUUUUUCUCAUGGUUAUACGGAGAUAAACUUCUCAGCAGACUCCAUGGCAAAGAGGGGAGUCAAUCUGACAAAGGGAGAAAAAAGAAGCUACACUUCAAGACCUGAAUUUUUAAGCUCACUGGAAAUCCCAGACAAAGCUUACUUCAGAACUUGUUAA
This is a messenger RNA of Papaver somniferum (opium poppy), 480 nucleotides long. RefSeq lists its product as uncharacterized. Bases 1 to 480 code for a protein of 159 amino acids. The record is from RefSeq and is a predicted model, not a curated record. Gene Ontology annotation, molecular function: nucleic acid binding; RNA-DNA hybrid ribonuclease activity. The transcript has a single exon. Lineage: Eukaryota; Viridiplantae; Streptophyta; Magnoliopsida; Ranunculales; Papaveraceae.